UCUUAUCAAGACGUCGUCCACAUGAUAAGAUUCAAAAUGGGAACAACGUCUUGAAUUGUUUCUAAACUAAACAGUGACACAGAUAUCCGAUAAGCACGUUGCGCGUCUCGUAUUUCCCGCCAUACAAAUAAAAACCUGGGGAGGAUUGCCAGGGGAAUUGAUGAAAUCCCACUCGACCCGUGCACGAAGUACUUGCUGUUUCAGUCGUGAGACAUUGCUCCUUGGCUACGGAUGAACAUUCCCCCUUAGCAAUUGUUCCGUUUUCAAUUCGUUUACAUCACAUUCCCUCUAGCGCCCCCCUUUUUCCACAAAGACGGGCAUCACCUCAGUUCACCUUUCAAUUGUGUGUCUGACCUGAGUUCGCGACAGUUUUUUCGCUUUUUUUUUAUUCUCCAUGUAUUUCCGGGAUUUUUUCCCAUCGUGCACUCUCAUCCAGUGAAAAUUUUUAUUACGAAACGAAGUCCAACAAUUUUCGUGCAAAACUGAAUUAUGUGAUACAAAGACAAAGAGACUCAUCACGCAAGAAAGAAGAACGAAAAAAAAAUAGAUGAAAAAAAAUGCGUGAACUAACACAAAGGGUAGAGAAAAUUGUGUUGUUUUCCUUCUCAAUAUGGUAAAAGCUUUAUAUUGUUCCCUUUGUUGUGGAGUGAAGAGCUUUUGAUGUGACACUCGAAAGCUUACACAAGAGCACGAGCACAGAGGCAUCUCCUCACAGCAGGGAGCCAGAACGACGUGAACAGUCACCAUCCUCAAUAUUAAUUCAAGUGAAAAUUCGUGCAACACUACACUCAAUUUAUUCUUGAGUGAUAAAUAUUGUAUAUUAUAUACCUUUUCAAAUCUCCACCGUCAAUGAGAAAUUAUAUAUUUUUAUUAAUUUAAAAUCAAUAAAUUCCACGUUCCUUCUUUGAACAUUUCUGUCAUUUUCUCUUCAAUAAAUUAUAUACUGAAUAAUUUUAAUAAUAAAUUAGUAAAUAACAUUGAUUGGUAAAAUAAUCGCACAAGCACUGAUACAAAAAAAUCUAUUUUGAACUAAAAACUCCCACGUGAAGAAUAUAAAUCAAUAAAUGAAAUAAAUUCAAGUGAAAAAAAUAAAAUGCCAUAUAGCCCAAUCUAAAAUAGGUACCUACAAUAUUUGAUGUAAAAAGCAAAGGUUGUAAUUCCACUAAUUCAGUGCCGUGAUCCUCAUCGCAUAUCACCAAAAGCUAAAAUAGAGAGAAAAUCAUCGAAUUUUUGAAGAAAAUUUAUAUUUCGUUAAUGCACUCCUUCAUACCGUCCACGAAGAAGGAGAUUCCCAUUAAAGUUCCAUCCAUAAAGUUCAUCUACCCGUGACAAAUUUGAAAAUCAGCGAAAUGGAAUCGGAAAUAAAUUCAAUUGGAAUGACAAUGAUGAGAAAUUCCAUUUCAUCUUCGUCAGGAAUAUCAUCGUUGUCGAGCUGUGGUGACCCAGAUAGGCUACCCGAAUUGCCGCCAGGCGAUGAGAAAAGAUUGCAGAGAGCCGCAUUGAGUUUGCAGCAGAAAUUAAUAUUGAGGGAAUGGCUCAAGGAACAUAGACUGCAACAUCACUAUUCCAGAUUGGUGGGCGUUGAGGUGGUGUCACUGGAAGAUGUAUAUUGGCUCGAGGACCCACGUGCUCGUCAAAUUCUUGGCAAAGAUUGGUCCGUGUGGUCCGAAGCACGGCAGAGUUUGCCAACAUCAAAGCCCCAGUUGGAGACACUGAAAGCCAAUCUAUGGUCGACAGUUGUAAAAUCGUCUCAGCAUCAGGAUGCAUGGACAUGGGGUGGGAUGUUGGUGGUGUCCGUCUCCGUGGCGGGUCUCGUUACACUUGCUGCAAUGACACAACCCUCAUUGGCACCAGAAGCACGCCACUCACUCCUGCAGUAUGUCACGGGAAAGUACCUGCUGCCGGCUAAUUGCAAAGUUCAGUUCGACUGGACUGAUCCGCAUGUUGUGGGCGAAACUAUGUGCUUCACUGUGCGUUUCUACCAACGCAAUGGGCAACCAUACCCGAUCUGCGAUACAGAUCAAUUCUUCGUUGAAGUGUGCCAGGGAACAAGAAAGGUUGUGACUCUCAACUCCCUAGGGGGGACGGAUCCCAACAACGCCAAUAUCGCCAAAGUUAAAUUCACCGUACGUACUGCGGGACAGUACAAGAUUUCCGUUCUCAUCGGCUCCAGCCACAUUGCUGGCAGUCCAUUCCUCAAGACCUUCAUCCCCGGAAAGAUGGAUGCUCGCCGUUCUAGGCUCAUUCGACCUGCCAAUACGGUGGUGUGCUCAGCUGGAGCACCUACCCUAUUGCACAUUGAACCACGAGAUGAAUACGGGAAUGCAUGUACAUUUGGCAAUGACGACGAUCCGGUAAAAGGCUAUCGGAUCGACAUAUUUGACCUCAGUGGUCAACCGGCAGAAAAGUUAAGCAGUGCCCUCACCAUGGCCUACGAUAAGGUCAAUUCACGCGUCACAGUUACGGCCCUCUUUCCGGAACCCAUAUGCCUAAAAGCAAUAUUCAAUUAUGAGGACCAGAAACUACCCAAUGGGGACUUUGAUAUCAUUGUAUUGAGCAGUAGCGAUACCACCCUUGUGCACAAAAACAUUGCGUCCAGGAAGCACAAUAUCUGCUAUGAAGCAAAAUUAAUAAGUAUUUAUGGGCAAAUUAAAACAAAACCACGGAAAGUAUUGUGCUACAUCGGUCCAAAGCAAAUUACAAUUAAGGAAUUGAUUUUGAAAUUCAUCCCUAAAAGAAUUGCCACUUUUCGACUUUGCCCAUCCACGAAGUUCCAUUUUCUGCCACAAACUGCUGGUCAAAAUCACGGAUCGGUGUUUAUUAUUGAUGAUGGCUCUCAGCCAAAGAUUGAAUUAGCAUCGCGCGAUAGGAAUGUCAUAGCAGCUACCUUUACUCAUUUCCUCCUCAAGAAUAUCGGCGGAUCGGAGACAUUCAAAGAUAAGCAGGACUUCUUCUACCACGAAGUUCGUAAAUUCCAUUCUCACUACUAUCACGAGAAAUUGGCACUCAAGGUGCAACGAGAUAAGAUACUGGAGUCCUCAAUGAAGGCUACCAAAGGAUUUUCCGUGUCUGAUUGGUGUGGUAAUUUUGAAGUAACAUUCCAAGGUGAGCAAGGUAUCGAUUGGGGUGGCUUGCGACGAGAAUGGUUUGAAUUGAUCUGCAGUGCCCUUUUUGAUCCACGCGGAGGCCUCUUCUGUGCAUUCCACGAUAAACGCCAAGCUUUAGUUCAUCCCAAUCCCAACCGACCACCCAAUCUUAAGCUGAAACAUUUCGAAUUUGCUGGUAAAGUUGUAGGAAAGUGCCUCUAUGAGAGCGCUCUCGGAGGAUCCUACCGCCAGCUUGUGCGUGCCAGAUUCAGUAGAAGCUUCCUAGCUCAACUUAUAGGACUCAGAGUUCAUUACAAGUAUUUUGAGCAAGACGAUCCAGAUCUCUAUUUAUCAAAGAUAAAAUACAUCUUGGAUACGGAUUUGGAUCAUAGCGAUAGUUUGGAGUUGUAUUUUGUGGAGGAGGUCUACGACUCCUCAGGCCAAUUGAGCAAAACCGUGGAAUUGAUUCCGAAUGGUGCCAAAGUGCGUGUGACAAAUGCCACAAAGUGUCAAUAUUUGGAUGCCCUAGCGCAGCAGCGUCUCUGCAAUAAUGUACGUGAGGAGGUUGAUAGUUUUCUCAAGGGUCUCAAUGGGAUUAUUCCCGAUAAUCUGCUAAGCAUAUUCGAUGAGAAUGAAUUGGAGCUUCUCCUCUGCGGAACAGGAGAAUACUCAAUUGCUGACUUCCGUGCUCAUCAUAUUGUGAAUGGAAAUUCUGCAGAAUUCCGCCGUGUCCUGGGUUGGUUUUGGGCUGCAAUUAGUAACUGGAAUCAAACUGAAAUGGCUCGUUUGCUGCAGUUCACAACUGGCUGUUCUCAACUUCCACCUGGAGGUUUUCAGGAAUUGAAUCCUCGCUUUCAAAUAACAGCAGCGCCAACGUUUGGAAACCUCCCUACGGCACACACAUGUUUCAAUCAACUCUGUUUGCCAGACUACGAAAGCUAUGAGCACUUUGAGCGUGCUCUUCUCAUUGCAAUUAGUGAGGGUACCGAAGGUUUUGGAAUGGUUUAAUUUAGAGAUAUACAAGAAUGUGGUUGAGAGAUUGCGAAUUGAGGAGCGAAGAAAAAGUUGCCACAUAAUUUUUUGGUCCCCUUUUAGCGUUUCAAUCGCAAAUUUAAUCGUAGAAAUUAAAAAUUUUAGAACAGUAGGAUUUUUUUGGCUUUUUUAAGAUGGUAACAUUCCGAAUGACUUUUCAUGUAGCAAUAAAUUGCGUGAAGUAUUUGAGAGGAAAGAUUAAGAAAAAAAACAAUUGUUUCAGCGAUAAACAGAAACACUAACUCAUUUGAACUGCCUAGAAAUAGUAGAAUUGCCUUAACUUUCAUCAUUAGAGACACCAAAAAAAGUCAGGAAAGAUAGAACACCCGAUACAUUUCAUUUAAUCAGGCAAUAUCAUCCACGAACUCUUUAAAAUAAAAGAGGAAGAAAAAGUGAAAAACAAACCACGAAGAUUAUUCUCUGUGAUAUUAUCAAAAUGAAAAAAAGAUACAAUUCACAACAAAAUACAGAAAUGAAAAUCACUUAUUGACUUUCUCGAUGAGAUUAAAGAAGAAAAUAAAAAAAAGAAAUAAAUUUCCUUCUCCCUAUAUUGAUGAGAAUUAUAAAUUAUACAAUAUUAGAAUGUAGUGAAAUAUUUAUUGAGAGAACGAAAGAGAGAAAUUACUCAAAUAAAAUAUUGUUGAAUCGCGAUAAAA
Molecule: messenger RNA, 4774 nt
Organism: Lutzomyia longipalpis
Lineage: Eukaryota; Metazoa; Arthropoda; Insecta; Diptera; Psychodidae
Product: apoptosis-resistant E3 ubiquitin protein ligase 1
Exons: 9
Coding region: 1350-4094 (914 amino acids)
Biological process (GO): positive regulation of protein catabolic process; proteasome-mediated ubiquitin-dependent protein catabolic process; protein polyubiquitination
Molecular function (GO): ubiquitin-protein transferase activity
Source: RefSeq, a predicted model, not a curated record